AUGCCGAAAAACUCCCACGUCCUCCCCUCCAAACCCAUCGAAACCCACCCCGUACCCAAAAAGGCCUUUGGUCGCGUGCUAGAUGACGACCGUCCAAUCGACUACUAUGAGAAUACCGUCCGCGCAGAAGAAGCACAAAAACACGCCGAGGAGCUGGGUCCGAGUCCACCAAAUCGUUCUGCAGCUAGAUAUCCGCCUGACCGUCCUCAUGCGCCUCAUCAGCCUCAGGGUAGAGAAGGGACAACGUCAAGCAAGUAUCGGGGUGUUUCCAAGCAUUAG
Talaromyces marneffei is the source of this 279-nucleotide messenger RNA. RefSeq lists its product as uncharacterized. The transcript has a single exon. Lineage: Eukaryota; Fungi; Ascomycota; Eurotiomycetes; Eurotiales; Trichocomaceae. The record is from RefSeq and is a predicted model, not a curated record. Bases 1 to 279 code for a protein of 92 amino acids.